Messenger RNA from Tetranychus urticae (two-spotted spider mite), 2100 nucleotides. Its product is annotated as mitochondrial nicotinamide adenine dinucleotide transporter SLC25A51. Lineage: Eukaryota; Metazoa; Arthropoda; Arachnida; Trombidiformes; Tetranychidae. The record is from RefSeq and is a predicted model, not a curated record. Gene Ontology annotation, cellular component: mitochondrion. Gene Ontology annotation, molecular function: NAD transmembrane transporter activity.
CUUUUCUAAUAGGAUCACUGAUAGUUUGAAGUAAUCUGUGAAUUUGUUGAACAACUCCUUGAUAAUACACCAAUGAAGUUUCAUAAUUUCCAAGAAGAGCAAACUCUCUACCCAUUUUAGUGUUUUCACAGAUAUCGGUUAUGCUUAUGUUCAUCUUGAUGAUUAACUAGAGACAACAAUCUAGGUGGUUUUCCAAUAUUAACAAUUUAGAGGUGAUUUAUACACAAGUUAAAGGUCUAUCCAGAUAACCAAAAAUUACUGUGAUCAGUCAAUGUCAUAUGUAUCAGUUUUGGUCAGAUAUGAUUUACACACGGGUAUCUCUGGUGCUGUCGCUGUAUAAAAGUUCAUCAAAUUAAUUGUAGUUGUGAUUUUGAACCCUGCAACUUGUAUUGUGUGCUACUCAAUUUUUGCCGAAAUAACCAAUAGUCAGUCAUCUGUUUGCUUUUCCUUACUAGCUGUUAAUUAAAGACUCAACUCAUCUUUUAGGAAACUAAUAUCUAAACAUGGAACUCGAAUCAAAAUCAACUAGUAAACAAUCAAAGAAGCAAUCAUCAGUUUGGUCCCAUCCGCAUAGUCAGUCUUUUGAUAGGCUACUUGAUGAUAAGAAAGACUACCGUGAAUUUUUCUGUGGCUAUGGAGCAGCUUUUAUAAAUAUUUGUAUAACAUUUCCCAUAAAUAAGGUUAUGUUUCGUCAAAUGGUUUAUGGAAUAAAAACUAAUUCAGCCUUAGAUCAGAUGAGAAAAGAAGGAUUGUACCAAUUAUAUCGAGGCUUAUUGCCUCCUUUACUACAGAAAACGUUAAGUGUUUCUCUUAUGUUUGGAACAUUCAGUCAAUUUCAAAAUCUUCUCGAUACUCACUUUAAUUUGUUUACAUCUCACCCUAACCUGAAAUUAACGGUUUCUGCAUUACUCGCUGGUUGCACGGAAGCAGUUCUAACACCUUUUGAAAGGGUUCAAACCUUAUUACAAGAUCCUAAAUAUAACCACCAAUUUCAUAACACUUUCCAUGCAUUUAAGGAGCUUCGUAAAUUUGGUAUCAAAGAAUAUUAUCGAGGUUUAACACCUAUUCUUAUUCGCAAUGGACCUUCAAAUGUACUUUUCUUUAGCUUCAGAGGAAGAGUAAAGGAUGUUCUUCCUUCUUAUGAUGUUUGGUGGUCUGAAGUGGUUACGAAUUUUAUAUCAGGGGCUCUAAUUGGUGCCUUGAUUAGUACCCUAUUUUAUCCGGUUAAUGUGAUCAAAACUAAAGUGCAAACCCAAACCGGUGGAAGUCAAUUUCUGUCUAUUUCUAGUGCCAUAAAGUUAGUUUAUGAAGAACGUCAGCGAAGUAUCACCAAAAUUUACUAUGGGGUCCAUCUAAAUUUCACUAGAUCCUUCAUUUCAUGGGGUGUUAUAAAUGCUUCUUAUGAAAUGCUUAGAAAACUAAUGUACUGUUAAAAAAUUUACUUUUUGUUAAUUCUGUUUCUCCUAAGUUUUUCUAAUGUUUUGUGUAUAUGUUCAUAUGUUAUGGUCAACGCUCAACAUGUCGAUAUCAUUUAACAGAUGAAAAUACAGCCCAAGACAGCAACCAUUAGCAACAAUUCGCCAAUCAGUUUGGUUAUCAUCCGCUGAACCAUUCAUUAGUUACUGCAACAACUUACAUAUGCAUCUACAAAUCUCUUCAAAGCAAGACAACACAAAGAUUUUUCAUAAAGUACUUUUUUCAAGUCCAACCCAUGGAAAGAGCUCUUUUUACCGAUGACACUGAUUCUUCAUCCAAGAAAAUAUUCUUUGCUGUCUUUCGUUUUAUGUUUCCUUCACUUACCUCCAUUAUUUUCAUAUUUAUCUUAUUUGAUAUUGAAUCAGAUGUUAGAAUGAUAGAAAGACUAUGUAAAAGCAAAUGCAAAAGUUCAAAACAAUUAUUAAUAUUAUAAUUAUGAUCUAAUUUUGUUCAUAAAAAUCCAAAUAUGUAAAUUACCAUUUAUUGUAAAAAACAGUUAAAACUUACUCAGGCUCAAAUCAAAACAAUGUAAUCGAAACAAACAUAUGUUGUAACCGCACCGAUUGCAUGCAAUCGACCUAAGAAAGCUUUAACUGUAAAUGUAUUAAAGGUAAAUACUUAUAA